AUGAGUAUGAGUAGCGGCACACCACGACCACUCGAUACUGACGACGAUUCAGAGGACGCCGCUAAAAAAGCCACGACUAAAGGAACACCACCACCAACGACGACGACUGAAAUGAAAGCGUCUCCUGGACACCGAUCUUUAUUCAGUCGCGUCUCCACCUUUGGGUCUGACUUGGUGAACGCCCUCGGCGACGGGAUUAACUAG
This is a messenger RNA of Bathycoccus prasinos, 204 nucleotides long. RefSeq lists its product with no specific name. The record is from RefSeq and is a predicted model, not a curated record. NCBI's taxonomy places the organism in Eukaryota, Viridiplantae, Chlorophyta, Mamiellophyceae, Mamiellales, Bathycoccaceae. The transcript has a single exon. Bases 1 to 204 code for a protein of 67 amino acids.